Messenger RNA from Gongylonema pulchrum, 378 nucleotides. The record is from the annotation of a GenBank genome assembly. Lineage: Eukaryota; Metazoa; Nematoda; Chromadorea; Rhabditida; Gongylonematidae.
AUGCACAGACAAACUUCAUCGCCGAAAUGGCUAUACUCGGCGCAGCUGGGUGAAUCGUAUCCCAGGUUCGCUGCGCGUAUAAUCGGUAGGGUGUCUGCUGUGGUGGCAUUUCUGAUUGUAUCAUUGAUCCUGACGAUGAGAAUGAUAACAUGUGCUGCUGAUUCCAUCAGUGAUAACAAGGUGGUAGCAAUGACUGUGGUAAUGAUGAUGAUGCGAGAUGUAGCAUCCACAACGCCACUUAAUCCACCUUUUCUUAUACUACUCGUCGAAAUCACUGGAGAAGAUUUGCUGUUCUGUGCACAACAUAUUUGUAAUCGUUCGGGAAUGCAUAUUAUUAGGGUACUGCGUCGACGGGGGGAUGCACCCAGGAACAAUUGA